Messenger RNA from Medicago truncatula (barrel medic), 1191 nucleotides. Its product is annotated as probable xyloglucan endotransglucosylase/hydrolase protein 26. Gene Ontology annotation, molecular function: hydrolase activity, hydrolyzing O-glycosyl compounds; xyloglucan:xyloglucosyl transferase activity. The record is from RefSeq and is a predicted model, not a curated record. The transcript has 4 exons. Gene Ontology annotation, cellular component: apoplast; cell wall. Lineage: Eukaryota; Viridiplantae; Streptophyta; Magnoliopsida; Fabales; Fabaceae. Gene Ontology annotation, biological process: xyloglucan metabolic process; cell wall biogenesis. Bases 157 to 1029 code for a protein of 290 amino acids.
AGAAGUAAUAAUGUCAUGACGAUAAAUCCCAUGAAGAGGUCAAUAUAAUACAGACCAAUUAACUAUAUAAACACAACACCAAGGCAACCAAUGAUAUAUCGUCCAAGUUUUAACUUCAUAAAAACCGCGUAGGUGAAAGUAAUCAUUCGAGUACACAUGAUCAAAUUUGAAAAAAUGUUGGUAGCUUUUUUUAUCUGUGCAUUGAUGAUAACCAACAUAAUCCAGGUGAAUGCCAACUUUUCAAAAAGCAUGUACCUCACCUGGGGUGCUCAACAUGCAUCAAUUGUGGGUGAAGAUCUUCACCUAGUCUUAGAUAAAACCUCAGGAUCAGCUGCUCGCUCAAAGAGAUCUUUCUUAUUUGGAAGUAUUGAAAUGUUAAUAAAGCUGAUACCUGGUAAUUCCGCAGGAAUAGUCACAGCCUACUAUUUAUCUUCGACAGGAAGCCAACAUGAUGAGAUAGAUUUUGAGUUCUUAGGUAACAGUACAGGACAACCAUACACAGUCAAUACUAACCUAUUUACACAAGGAAAAGGGAGCAGAGAGCAACAAUUUCACCUCUGGUUUGACCCAACUGCUGAUUUUCACAAUUACACCAUUCACUGGAAUCCCACAGAAAUUGUAUGGUAUGUUGAUAGCAUGCCAAUACGGGUUUUCCGAAACUACGAACACGAAGGCAUUGCUUAUCCAAACAAGCAAGGAAUGAGGGUUUAUACAAGCCUAUGGAAUGCAGAUAACUGGGCAACAAGAGGCGGACUCGUGAAAACCGAUUGGAGCAAAGCACCAUUCAAAGUAGGGUUUCAUCAUUUCAGAGCAAGAGCUUGCAAGUGGAAUGGAGCAGCAAGCAUUAAUCAAUGUGCCUCUAAUGUCAAAGCAAAUUGGUGGACAUCUUCGGUAUACAAACACCUUAGUUAUGGAAAGAUAAGGCAGUUGAAUUGGGUGAAGAAGAAUUUCAUGACCUAUGACUAUUGCAAAGAUUACAAAAGAUUCAACGGACACAUCCCUCAUGAAUGCUUCAAAACACAAUUCUAAUCCUAAAUUCUAGUUCUAAUUCUAAUCUAAGCAUUUGCCAUAAAUAGCCAUUUCUUUGCAAUUUGUCACAGUCUUGGUGAUUUACUGAUUUCAUUCUUGUAUUGAAUUGAAUCAAAUUACUAUUAUCUUAUAAUAAAUGAAAUGAUAAUAAAUUUCCAUGAA